AUGGCAGACUGGCCUCCAACACUGACCCAGGAAAUGCUCAACCAGGUAAUGUCUUCAGAAGAUACCAAUUCCGCCCAGCCAAAGGCAGGGUCCUUACCUCCCCAGCGGAACUCUCAGCCCACAGAUGUGGCACACCGGCAGCUGUUGCGUCUGCAGAGCACCGAAGAAGGGAAAGCUCCCUUGCCAACAUCCAGGAGAAGCUCUAUCAUGAGCAUCCUCAAUGCUCCCUUUUCCAGCAGGAGGAACUCACUGGUUGCUGGGGGAAGGCGCCUGUCCAUUGGGCCCUGGAUGCACUGUGGCCGAGUGAGUUUUUCUGGGCUACCACUCUUUGAACCCAUUCGGGAGGCACACUAUGAAAAUACCUACAAGAUACAGCCAGAUGAAGGCUGCAAAUUUAAUUCUUUCCGGAUGCAGCAGGUUCUUGAAUCUGUUCUGGCAAGUUACUUAGGUGAUGCCAAGUACAACCCUGCAAACAGUGGGCAGUUAGUCCAGAACCUGUCAGACCUUAUACGGAACAGAGUCAAAGACUUAACCCCAUCUAGGUACAAACUGGUGUGUAAUGUCUUCCUGGGCCAGCAGGCCAACCAAGGUCUGCUUAUUGCCAGCCGGUCCCUUUGGGAUGUGGGGAAUGACAGCUUUGCCUCUGCUACUUUCACCAACUCAUCACUCUUUGCUGUGGCUACAGUACAUGGGAUAUAUUUUGAAUGA
This is a messenger RNA of Varanus komodoensis (Komodo dragon), 708 nucleotides long. It is a transcript of the gene DYNLT4, whose product is annotated as dynein light chain Tctex-type 4. The record is from RefSeq and is a predicted model, not a curated record. Gene Ontology annotation, cellular component: cytoplasm; cytoplasmic dynein complex. Gene Ontology annotation, molecular function: dynein intermediate chain binding. The coding region runs from base 1 to 708 and encodes 235 amino acids. Gene Ontology annotation, biological process: microtubule-based movement. The transcript has a single exon. Lineage: Eukaryota; Metazoa; Chordata; Lepidosauria; Squamata; Varanidae.